AAUCACCUACCGAACCACCCACUUGAAGGUGUUACAACAUUUUUGGGACACCCUGUAGAACUUGAAAAAUAUUUUUCAUCGAAGCAUUCAUAUUUCUAAGUCGCAUAAAGUUAUACAUCUAUCAAUUCAGAAAAUGAAUUCUGUGUAAAACGUGUCAAAAAUUCCUAUAGAAUACGCCAUGAGAAUGUGAUUCUCUGAUAAGCAAAUGAAAAUGACGUUUACGAUGGAUCUUUUGAUACGCGUUAAUUAUACAUCUAUAUUUGUUUACGAGUACUUCCCGCCAUCGCUUACAAACUGUGUGCGAUAAUAUACUUAAAAUAUAAUUAAAAGCGCAACAGAAUCGCCCUACAAUCACCUACAAUUCACAGUCCUAACCUACGUUGGAAACAGCCUGUUUACCUUUCCAAUUAAAAAGGAUCUAGUGUUGCUGGGUAGCCUGAGAAAAAGAAAUGGUUAUCGUGAUGUAAAAUGUCGUAUCAAGACUCACCAUUUUCGACUAUGUACGGUCAAGAUGAUUACGACAUCGACGAAGACGAGGAGUAUUUGGAGGAUGAUCGAGAUGCAGAAGAACAAGACGAGAGCGACGAAGAUACCGAAGAGGCAAGCGAAACCGACCUUGGCAAAUCGGAAGAGUAUACAGAAAUAAAAGAACAAGUUUAUCAGGACAAGUUGGCCAGUUUGAAGAAGCAAUUACAGCAACUGAAAGAUGGUACUCAUCCCGAGUAUAACCGCAAGUUGAAGCGCUUGGAGGCUCAGUACAAGGAAAGACUGCGACUGAAUAUAAUUUACCGUGAUUACCUAACGGAAUGGGUGGAACGAGAUUACAUACUCGAGAAGAAGGCAGCGGUGAAAGAAUUCGAGGAAAAGAAAAUAGAUUUAAAGGAGAACUUAUUGACCGAUAUGGAAGAGAAACGGAAGAUGAUAGAGUCCGAUCGCCACACCAUGGAGCUUACAGGGGAUUCGAUGGAGGUGAAACCUGUAAUGACAAGGAAAUUACGCAGACGUCCCAACGAUCCUGUGCCUGAGAAGGUAGAGAAGCGAAGGAAACCACCUCCGGCACAGUUGAACUACCUAUUAGAUGAAAAAGAGAUCGAAAGCGAUUUGAAAGCCAUUAGCCGUGGCAAAGUACUGACUACGGUUCGAAAACCAGUAGUACUGCCACAUUACAAUGCUGUAAACAUAUCUUCUCAACACAUACCUCCACCUUCAGACACUCCUUUAAUAGAGACUAGGAUAGAGGAUGGCAAACUCUUGCACGAGAGACGAUGGUUUCAUCGUGGACAACCAGUGUACGUGGAAGGAAAAGAUUUAACGAGAUUCGCUGCGAAUAUUUCCGCGAUCGGAACCGAGGCUAUUUGGGUGAAGAAAGUUUCCGACAGCAGCAAAGUACGUAUAUACAUAUCUCAGCUGAGCAGAGCGAAAAUUUCGAUCAAGAGAAGGGCGUCCUAAUGUACGAACUGUGUAACAAUUAGACCAACUAUACAUAUAUAAACAUUGCCAGGAAUUAAAAGUGUUCGGUGGUAAUCGUUAAACUUGUGAUACGUUUAAUUUAUAGUUUAUCGGAGUUCUAUUUUCGGGAUCUAAUAUAAUUCUUACUGUACUCGUCUUUUGCCACCAAUAAAACCAAACUUUUUGGUGAUACUGUA
Hylaeus anthracinus is the source of this 1646-nucleotide messenger RNA. Its product is annotated as sin3 histone deacetylase corepressor complex component SDS3. Gene Ontology annotation, cellular component: Sin3-type complex. Bases 469 to 1449 code for a protein of 326 amino acids. The transcript is spliced from 8 exons. Gene Ontology annotation, biological process: negative regulation of transcription by RNA polymerase II. Lineage: Eukaryota; Metazoa; Arthropoda; Insecta; Hymenoptera; Colletidae. Gene Ontology annotation, molecular function: histone deacetylase binding. The record is from RefSeq and is a predicted model, not a curated record.